AUGGCGAUAAACGCUCGCGUCGAAAGUAUUCCACAAUGGAUCACACCAGGCCGCGCUUUUUAUCUCGGAUGCAUUGGAUCCGUUGGCGACGAAUACUUUAUUCAAUGGCUGGACAGUAGCCUCGUAUGCGAAUGCAGUGACCCCGUGACAGAUCUCGAGUUUUUGGUCUUCGAAGACAUAGCACCUCCCGCCAUGUGGAAGUCUAGACGCAAGGUUUUACGCUUUGUGAUCAGUUUAGAAGACGAGUGUCCUGAAUGGUAUCAACACCUUGUCCAUCCCUUCUUCGAUGCAGUCAUCGAAGAAGUCUUGACCGAACCAUUGUAUCCAGAGAUGAACUAUGAUCACUCAGGCGUGACCAACGCAAGAGUCCAUUUUCGGCGGAUGUCUUUCGAAUUCCAUGUCGACAAGGGAGUACCACCGGAUGAAGCCAAUUAUCGUCUCGGCAUCUUCGAGGAUCCAAAUUAUCCUUUUAAUUUGAGAAUGACACUUGCUCCAGGCACAUGGAAUGCGAAACUGCAUCACUUAUCUCAACCAGUCAAACGUAAUGGUCUGAUAAAGCGUACUGAGAUCCGCUGGAAGGGAGAGUCAUCCAUCCGUGGUAUAGCAAGUAAUGGUUUCACCCAACCUGCCGAGAUCUCUAUUGCUUCUACUUAA
Molecule: messenger RNA, 654 nt
Organism: Aureobasidium pullulans EXF-150
Lineage: Eukaryota; Fungi; Ascomycota; Dothideomycetes; Dothideales; Saccotheciaceae
Exons: 1
Coding region: 1-654 (217 amino acids)
Source: RefSeq, a predicted model, not a curated record